AUGGAUGAUGAAGUUGUUCAGCGAGUUUUCCAUGAAGGAGGACGCGAUUACUUCCAGCAACAGCCUUCAACUUCUUCCUCUUCCAUCCUUCAAUCUCUCCCUCUCCAUGUGUCUUUUGAUCAUGGAUAUUAUUUGUUGGUAAAAUCUAUCCAAGAACUGCGAGAGAAAAAGGAUGGGCUUGUUACAGUUGGCAUCGGUGGUCCGAGCGGUUCUGGUAAAACAAGCUUAACUGAGAAGGUGUCAUCUGUUAUUGGUUGUACUGUUAUAUCAAUGGAGAAUUAUUGUGAUGGAGUUGAUGAAGGAAAUGUUUUGGAUUCUAUAGAUUUUGUUACCCUUAUCAAGAAUCUCGAGGAUUUGACAAAAGGCAAGGAUACAUUAAUUCCAGAGUUUGAUUAUCAGCAAAAGAGACGCAUAGGCUAUAAAAAAAUAAUGAGUACUUCAUCUGGAGUGGUAAUAGUUGAUGGUACAUAUGCAUUGCACGCAAAACUACGGUCUUUACUGGAUAUUCGAGUUGCAGUGGUUGGUGGUGUUCAUUUUAGCCUACUUUCUAAAGUUCGCUAUGACAUUGGAGAUUCUUGUUCAUUGGAUUACCUUAUAGAUAGCAUUUUUCCAUUAUUUAGGAAGCACAUUGAGCCAGAUCUUCAUCAUGCACAGAUCAGAAUUAACAACAGCUUUGUGUCAUCAUUUAGAGAGGCAAUCUACAAGGUUAAAUGCAGAAGCAAGUCUUCAGAUGGAUAUCCAGGUUCUUCCUCUCAAGGAAAUCAAGCUCAAACAGAUAAUUUUAUUGAAAUGUACCUUAGACCACCUUCGGCGAGUGAAGAAGCAGGGAUAAAUGAUUGGAUUAAAGUGCGGCAGUCUGGAAUUAGGUAUUAUUUAUCCCUUGGUGACCAGAGAAUUGUUGACAAGAAUUUCAUUAUCAGGCCAAAAGCUGAGUUUGAGGUUGGACGAAUGACAUUGGGUGGGUUGCUGGCUCUUGGGUACGUUGUUGUGGUUAGUUAUAAACGCGCAUCCACAACGGUCAAUUAUGGCAAGGUUUCAAUGUCGUUUGAAACCAUUGAUGUUCUUGGGGAGACAUUCUUGGUCACGAGAGGAACCGAUAGGAAGACUGUUGGAACAGAAGCAUUGAAGAUGGGUAUCAAUGGACCUUGGAUUACUAAAUCAUAUCUUGAAAUGAUUCUUGAGAGAAAAGGUGUACCCCGUCUUAGUACGCCACCACUUGUGUCUAAUACAACUGUGACUGGCAGUCAAGAAACAACAAUCGUUGCACCAAAGCCAAUUCGUGUUACCCCUAACCUUGUUACUGGCCUCGAGGAUUUAUCUCAGCCAUGGACCCGAUCCCCAACAAAAUCCCAAAUAGAACCUUUUGUGGCUACAUGGCGUUUCAUAUCUUCAGAUUCCUCCCAUAUUGGCAACACAGUCCUAGAUCCCUCAUCUUUCAGGGACACUGUUAGGCUUGCUCCCAUGCCUGAUUCGUAUGACCUGGACAGGGGAUUGCUUUUGGCAGUACAAGCAAUACAAGCUUUGUUAGAGAAUAAAGGUGUUCCGGUCAUUGUUGGAAUUGGUGGUCCAAGUGGGUGUGGGAAGACAAGUUUGGCUCAUAAAAUGGCAAAUAUCAUUGGUUGUGAAAUAAUUUCCCUAGAAAGCUAUUACAAACAAGUAAAGGACUUUAAAUAUGAUGAUUUCAACUCACUUGAUUUAUCUUUGCUAUCAAAGAAUAUCGAUGACAUAAGAAAUGGACGAAGAACAAAAGUACCUAUAUUUGACUUAGAAAGUGGUGCUCGGAGUGGCUUCAAGGAACUGGAAGUUUCUGAAGAUUGUGGAGUGAUUAUAUUUGAAGGCGUCUAUGCGUUGCAUCCGGAUAUCCGAAUGUCACUUGACUUGUGGAUUGCUGUUGUAGGAGGCGUUCAUUCGCAUUUGAUUUCACGAGUUCAAAGGGAUAAGAGUAGAGUGGGAUGUUUUAUUUCCCAAAAUGAGAUCAUGAUGACAGUGUUUCCUAUGUUCCAACAACUUAUUGAACCCCAUCUUGUUCAUGCACAUCUGAAAAUUCGAAACGACUUUGACCCUGUGCUUUCUCCCGAGAGUUCACUGUUUGUAUUGAAGAGUAACAGAAAAGUGGCUUAUCAAGACAUUCUAUCCAUUCUUGAUCCAGCAAAAUUUUGCAGUUCAGUGCAGAAAUUUAUCGAUAUUUACAUGAGGCUUCCUGGGAUCCCUUCUAAUGGUCAACUGACAGAUAGUGAUUGUAUUCGGGUUAGAAUAUGUGAAGGCAGAUUUGCAUUACUGAUACGUGAGCCUAUCAGAGAAGGAAACUUCAUCAUUCAGCCUAAAGUGGAUUUUGAUAUUAGCAUUACUACGGUUGCCGGUCUUCUAAACCUUGGGUAUCAAGCAGUUGCUUAUAUUGAAGCGUCUGCAUUCAUCUACCAGGAUGGAAAGAUUCUAAUUGAGGUUGAUCAUCUACAAGAUGUCCCUGGUCCAUAUAUUCAGAUAAAGGGUGUUUCUAAGGAUGCUGUGGCAGCAGCAGGUUCAAUGCUUAAAUUGGAUGGUUCAUAUACUACUAAGAGUUACCUUGAAAUAGUUUUGGAAAGACUACCAACAAUGGAGAGAAAUUCUGGUGGGAUAAACUUUCAGCAAUCAACAAGGCUGCUAGAGAUUAUGGACUUUAUUCAAUCUCAGGGAUGUAGCUCUUCCUCAGAAUCCUCAUCAAGCAGAGUCUCUCCGAUUGAAGGCAUUAUUGAAGAGAUGCAAUCAAAGAUUAGAAGGCUUGAAAGGUGGCUUGCGAUAAAUACGGUUCUGUGGACAUUUCUAAUGUCAGCCAUUGUUGGUUAUUCACUUUAUCAAAGAAGGCGUCAAUGA
Molecule: messenger RNA, 2850 nt
Organism: Vicia faba (fava bean)
Lineage: Eukaryota; Viridiplantae; Streptophyta; Magnoliopsida; Fabales; Fabaceae
Source: the annotation of a GenBank genome assembly